This is a messenger RNA of Tetrahymena thermophila SB210, 2811 nucleotides long. Its product is annotated as tetratricopeptide repeat protein. The record is from RefSeq and is a predicted model, not a curated record. NCBI's taxonomy places the organism in Eukaryota, Ciliophora, Oligohymenophorea, Hymenostomatida, Tetrahymenidae. The transcript has 3 exons. Gene Ontology annotation, molecular function: protein binding.
AUGUCUUUCUAAUCAGAAAAAGAAAACUUUAUUCAAAACUUAGUUGAUAGAGCUAGAGGGAAAAAUUAUGAUUCUAAUUCUACUAAGUCAGAAUUAACUCAUAAAAAUAUGAAAGGAAGUGAAGAUGAUUGUCCUUAUUUAUAAAAUAAUAAAAAAGCAAAAGAUGUUACUAAAAGCUAAAACUUACCCUUGCAAGAAAUCGAAGAUAAUUCAAACUUAGAUACCUCAGCAUCUUCGAAUACACUAAUCCCAAAGAGCCAUCCUGUUAUAAAAAAUAGAUUUAAUGAUUAAGAUAAAGAAAAGUGCCCAUUUUUCAAAAUGUAAAAAAAAUAAGAUGGUAAAACAGAAGACACCAGCAAUUAGAAUGAUUAGGAAUAAAUAGAAGAGAAAAAAAAUUAAGAAAUCUUGAGCAGCUCAAGUGAUGAUGAAAACGGAAUUCCUAAGCGUCCAAAAGGAGGAUGUCCCUUUUUACCUUCAGAGAGGAAAAAGAAUCCUGGAUUAGCCCAUGCUUCAGAAAGAUUCAGUACUUUUUAUUUGAGCAGAUAUUCUUGCUAUUUAGAAGAUGACAGCAUGAUAUCUUUAAGAAGAGACUUUAAACGUAUUUUAAAUGGUAAAGCCUCAAAAAAUAGAAAAAUUUUUGACAGCUAUCCUAUUUAUUUAAAGCAUACACUCUUCCAUGAAGAAGAAUUUAUGAAAAAAGUUAGAUAAAAAGAAGUAGUUGAGAGAUUCUUGGUAUUUGAUAAAUACAGAGAGAGAGGAAAUAGGCUUUUUAAUAAAUAAAAAUACGAGGAAGCUUUACGCCUUUAUGAAAGAGCAUUAAGUUGCUAUAGAUGGCUUGAACUAGUAGAUUCAGAUGAAGAUGAAAAAUAAAAAGAAAAAGAAAAGAAAUAAAAAAAAAAUGAUGUAAAAUAAGAACAAAAUGAAACAAAUGCUUCUAAAUGUUAGGAUAUAUUCGAAGAAAAAAAAGAAAAUAUAGUCACAUAAAGAGUAGCACCUAAAAAGGAAGAAGUAGAAACAGAUUUAAAUUAACAUAAGGAAAAAAGUAAUGAAGUUCAAAAAAAGACAUUAAGGCUUAAGAAAAAAUUCAAAGAAGAUAACGACGACGAAGAAUAAAAAGAAUAAAAGAAUAAAUCUGAUGAUAGCGAAGAUGAGUGCGAACGUGAUGAUGAAUAAUAAAUUAAAGAAUACAAAAACAAUGAUGGUAUGUCUUAAAAUAAAAUAAAUGAACUUAUUCUUUCAAGAUAACAAGAUAUCCUUGAAUAAGAAAGGUAAAGAUAAAUGAUGCUUUCUAAAUUAAGAAAAAGCAAAGAAGCUAAUGGAGUAAAUAACAGCGAUAGCGAUGAUAGUAGAAAGUUAAGUGACGAUGAUGUUGAACAUGCUCAAAUGAGUAAUUAGGAGGACGAUCAAGAUGAUGAAACUGAUGAAGAUAAAAAAGAGCUUGAGAGAAUUUAAAACGCUUAAGAAGAUUAAGCUGAUGAUGCUAAAAGUUUAUCUGUUGAGGGGUUUGAUGAUGGAAGUGAUAGAAACUUUUCAUCAGAAGAAGAGGAGAUAAAUUUUGAGAAAAUAAAAGAACAAAAAAAAGAUCCUGAUGAGACUGUCAUCUUUAUGGAUGAAAAGGAGAAAUAAAAAUUGGUAGCUGAAGAAAUGUUUUUAAGACAAAAUGAAAAAGAAGACAAAGAAUUUAGAAAAAAAUAUCGUCUUUAUUUAACAAAUUUUAAUGAUGAAAAUGUUGUUCUUCGUGAUGGUGAUGAAUUAACAGAUUCAAAUGACAUAGAUUUAAGGUUUUCAAUGAUAGUAAACUCCUGUCUCUCUAUUGGUGUUUGCUUUAUGAUGCUCGGAAACUUCAAAGAAGCUAUGCAAGCUUUUAAAGAUGCAAGAGCCCUUCAUAAAAAAGGAAGCAUACCAUUAAUCAGAAUGGUUUAGUGCAGGAUUUAUAAUAAAGCAAGUACUUAUCAAGAACUGCUUGAAGCAAAAGAGUGGUUCAAUGAGUCUCUUGAAUGUAAAAAGGAAGAAAAGGUGUUUAACAGUGGACCUGCAUCUUUAGUAGUCAUGAACAUUUUGAAUCAUGAAGCAUUUUAUGAGGAAAUUCGCUAAAGACUGGAAUCUAAAAUAAAUUCAUCAAGAGAAAUAGAGGAAGAGAGACUAAGAGAAAUGUUCGAAAGAGUAGUUGAACUUAACGAAAUAGAACAAGAUAUGAUUUAAAGAGGUAUUGUUCCAUCAGAGGAUGAACUAAAUGGUAUUGAGGUAAGAGAAAAAGAGAUGGAGGAAGAACUCUCGCAAAGCAUAGAAGCAAAAUACUAUACAAUAAUAGAGUCUUAAAUGUUCUCUUAAAAUACUAAAAAAAUGGAAAAUACACUUACAGAAUUGUAGAAUUACUACGAAACUUACUAAGUAAUGCAGUACUAUAAAAAUUUAGAUUUUUAGAAUUAUGAAAAUCAUCCUAUAAUGAAAGAAUUGGCAGAGGAAUACAAAGUAGAUAUGUUAAGACAAAAGAAUUAAUAAAGAUUUUCCAAGCUUAAGCUUGAAAACAUGAAAGAAACUUUUAACUCAGUAGAAUAUAACUUCUAAAUUUAUAAAUGGGCUUUGGAUGAAUACAUAGAAAAGAAAAAGAAAUAAUUAGAUAAAACUCUUAAAAAGUAAGAAAAGUAGCCUAAGACAAAGAUGGAUAAAGCUAAAUCUUUUAUAUCAACACUUUUUGGAAAGUAGUCAAUAUUUUAAUUCUUUAUCAUAUUUAUCAUAUUCUACUUUAUAGUUAUCAUUUUAAGAGCUACCUAAAUAAUACCAUAUUCUUAUGGUCCAGUUAAAAAGUGA